Selaginella moellendorffii is the source of this 2508-nucleotide messenger RNA. RefSeq lists its product as uncharacterized. Bases 270 to 1757 code for a protein of 495 amino acids. Gene Ontology annotation, biological process: negative regulation of DNA-templated transcription. The transcript has a single exon. NCBI's taxonomy places the organism in Eukaryota, Viridiplantae, Streptophyta, Lycopodiopsida, Selaginellales, Selaginellaceae. The record is from RefSeq and is a predicted model, not a curated record.
AACAGGGGAGGGGAGUGGAGAGCUCGAUCGAUGCGUGCGUGUGGACUUUCGUGGGAUCUCCAAAUCUCGAGUGGCAUUGCCGCCGUGUUGAUUGCGCUCCACAUUUCACUGGCGAUGGUACAGUAAAUCUCUAGUUCUUAGCCGCGGGGGAAGAAUGCUGGGGAAUAUUUAGGUGGCUGGAGAGCUCUGGGACACGAUCGAUUGAUCGCUUGAUUGAUUGAUUGAACGAAGGGAAAGGAAGAGGGGAAAGAAUCGCAGCUAGCAGGGAAAUGGGGAGGAGGAGGCUGCGAUUCAAGUUCACCAAUGUAAUCUCUAGAGUGUUCCUUCUCCGAGCGCAUCGCGUCAAGCCCGUGGCGCCAUCGUCAGUGGUAGCGCCGGCAGCGAGCAAGAAAUCUUCUUCUUCUUUCACCAGCGAUUCCAAUCGGGAAGAAGAGCCCGAGGAGGAGAGGAGUCUCAUCGCUCCAGCUCCCGCGAAGGCUAUGAAGAAGAACAGGAAGCCGGUGUUUGGAUACAGCUGCUGCUCGCGAGAGGAAGCGAUUGUCCGCGAGAAUUGCCAGUACAAGCGCGUCAAGGGAUUGAGCAAGAAGCCCGUUGGAGCAGCGAGCUCUCGAGCAGCGCCCAUGGUAGUCGCGUCUCGCCAGGAGGAGGAAAUGUGGGAGCGAGAGGGCUUGUGGAGCGUGAUUGCCGCAGUGGACAGUGGCAAAGUGGUGAAGAAGAAGGUGGUUCUCAAGAAGAGAAAGAAGAGCCAAUCCUCUCCAAGGCUGCUGAGAGCUCCCGCGAAUGCGGAGAUCUCCGCGAUGGAGGAACAAGGAUUGAUCGUCGGCCAGGCCGCGCGGGUUACUAGCGAUCCAUCUUCGUCGGAGAGGGAGAGGAAAGUAUCUUCCACGCAUACAUUCCGGCUGAGUACCUCGUCCGGGGAUGCCAGCUUGGGGCCGGAGGCUCUGGCGUGGGACAAGGAGCACUCUUUGUUCGCAAGCGACGACAGCAGCGCGCCCGGCUCGAGCAAGCUCGUCCACCGUGCCACGACUCUGGAGGACGAGCAGCGGCACGAAGCGAUCGAGGAGGUGGGAUUAAAGAAUCACGCGGGCCAGACUCCCAGGCCCAAGAAAUCUUCUAGCAGCAGUAGCGCAAGCACUAGCGGCAGCAGCGGCGGCGGCAGGAGGGGCCACCACCAUCGCCACCACCUCCACCACCAUCACAAUUCUUCUUUUCAUCUCUCGAGAAAUCACGCUAGCGGCAACAAGAUGACGGGAGCAUUGUCGGAGUUUGAUGAGCUAGGCUUGCUUCUAAGUUCGUCGUCAAAGAUGCCUCCUCCUCCUCCUCCUCGGUGCGAUGGCAAGAGGAUAUCAUCGGCAAGCUCGCUCGAAUCCAGCGCAAAGUUUUGGGAGGAUGGCCGUGAGGUGGCGAGCAAAGUUCUUCCAGAGUUUCCGAGGCACAAGGUUGGCGCGAGUGCUCCAGCUCUAGACGAUCACGCGCGGACGAAGAAGAAGAAGAAGCCCAAGGAUCUGGUGCGAGGGAAAGUCCGGGAGAGCGUCCCGGUGAUGCUCGUCUCCAGCAAUCCUUACGAGGAUUUCCGGCAGUCAAUGGUCCAGAUGAUCUUCGAGAAGCGGCUCAACAAGGCCGCGGACUUGGAGGAGCUGCUCGAGUGCUACCUCUACCUCAAUCCGCCGGGGUUUCACGAGGUGAUCGUGCAAGUUUUCACGGAUUUGUGGCUCCAGGCGUUGAGCACAGAGAAUCAGCAGCAGCAGAAUAUAUGAUGGGAAGCCCGAGAAGAAAAAGUUGGGAAAAAAGCAGCGUCGGCUCGAGGUGGUCAGUGAUACGAACGGAGCAAAGCGCCGCCUUGUCAGGUGAAAAAGAGCUCUUUUCCUACUGUUCUUCGCGGCUAAUCCAGCUUUAGAAGUGAAGUACGCUUUGGAUGAGAAAAGAAAAACGAGAUUUUUCUUAGACCACGUAUACUUGGUUCUCGAUCUCGUCCGUUUGGAAACUUUGGAACACUGGAAGCAAACGGGAUGAGCAAAGAAUGGAUGGAGAACAAGCAAGAAAGCUUCGUCAGCUCGUUCUUAAUUGCGGGUGAUGUUCACGAAACGGAACAGUGACGACGGCGAGAGAGUGGUGUAAAUUUCUCGCUUUCUUCUGGAAAUGGAAGAAGAUCAUCAAGGCGAGAGAAGAGACGCGAGGAGGGCCUGGAGACAAAUUGAUUGAGGAGCAUGGAGCCCCAGGAUUGAUGGUGUUCGAUCAGGAUUUGUCUUGCGGCUGGCCGCUGGUGGUGGUGGCAUUGAUUGAUCGCCAACUAGAACACAUACAACAAGCCAGCAAUUGCAAGGCGCCAAAUGGAAAGAACUAUGGCAGAGGAGGAGGAAGAGGAAAUCCAAAGAGGAGAAUUAAAAGCCUGAGCUCUGUGUCACUGACUGGAUACGUUACUGUCCAUCGAAUUUCUUCUCCCCAGAUGAGAGAACGUCUCGCCCAAAACUCGCUGCCACGCGAUAAAAGUUUUAGUUGUGAGCGAUC